GGGUGCCGAGGGCUGGGAGGGGACGCCAAGGCAUCCCGGCCGCGCUGAAGCCGGGCGGGCAGCGCCUCCGAGAGAGCGCUCCCCAUGGAGCGGCUGCCCGGCCGGCCCUGAGCCCGCAGCCCCGAGCCCGCAGCCGCCCCCGAUGGAGCCCGAGGAGCGGAAGAUCUCGGUGUGGAUCUGCCAGGAGGAGAAGCUGAUCUCCGGACUCUCCCGGCGGACCACCUGCUCGGACGUGGUGCGGGUGCUGCUGGAGGACAGCCACCACCGGCGGCAGCGCCCGGCGCCGCCCGAGCCGGCCGGCGGGAUGCUGUCGGGGCCGCCGCACUCCUACUGCAUCGUGGAGAAGUGGCGCGGCUUCGAGAGGAUCCUGCCCAACAAGACGAAGAUCCUGCGGCUCUGGGUGGCGUGGGGGGACGAGCAGGAGAACGUGCGCUUCGUGCUGGUGCGCAGCGAGGCUUCGCUGCCCAACGCGGGGCCGCGCAGCGCCGAGGCGCGGGUGGUGCUGAGCCGGGAGCGCCCCGGCCGCGGGCUGGGGGCGGCCCGGGCCAGCCUGGCGCUCACGCAGGAGCGGCAGCGGCGGGUGGUGCGGAAAGCCUUCCGCAAACUGGCCAAGAUCAACAAGAAGCGGCAGCAGCCGCUGGCCCGGGAGGCCUCGUCGGCGGAGAGGAUGGAGACGCUGGUGCACCUGGUGCUCUCGCAGGACCACACCAUCCGACAGCAGAUCCAGCGGCUCCGCGAGCUGGACCGAGAGAUCGACAGGUACGAGGCUAAGAUCCACCUGGACCGCAUGAAGCGGCACGGCGUCAACUACGUGCAGGACACCUACCUGGUGGGCACGGGCGGCGAGCCCGAGCCGGGCCGGGAGCCCGGGCAGCCCGAGGAGCAGCAGCAGCAGCAGCUGCAGGAGGAGGAGAACUACGCCAGGAAGUGCGAGGAGGUGCUGCAGCUGCAGGAGCAGCGGGCGCAGCAGGAGGAGCUGCUGGAGCACCUGGCCGCCGAGAUCCAGGAGGAGCUCAACGAGCGCUGGAUGAAGCGGCGGCGGGAGGAGCUGGAGCUGGCGGCGGGGCCCGGGCUGGCCGACACGGACUGCGACACCACGGAGCUGAGCGGCGGCGGCGGCGAGGGCGAGCUGCAGCUGGAACACGAGCGGGUCAAGACCCAGCUGAGCACCAGCCUCUACAUCGGCCUCAAGCUGAGCACCGACCUGGAGGCCGUCAAGAGCGACCUGGACUGCACGCAGCGGGCGUGGGAGGACAAGGAGCGGGAGCUGCAGCGCCUGCUGGAGACGCUGGGCACCCUGGACGUGGCGGAGGCUCCGGCGGAGCCCCGCGGGGCGGCGGGCGGGGCGCGGCCGCCGGGGGCAGGAUGGAUGGAGCAGGCACGGGCGCUGCGCAAGGACCGAGCCGACAACGACGAGGACUCGGACACGGGGCUGAGCUCCAUGCACAGCCAGGACUCGGACUCGCUGCCCGUGUGCGAGUCGCUGGUGUAGCCGCCGGGCCCCGCGGUCAGCCCGGGGGGAGCGGGGCUGCCGGGGCAGGGGGGGAGCUCCCGGAGCGGGAGGCAGGCGCUCGCACAGAGGAAACAUUUUAAUUCGAGCUCUGGAGUUUGAACUUGUUCCGACUAGUCGUCCGCGGGCAGCGUUUAGGCUGGCUCGCCGGUGCUUUUAUCUAAGGAAGAGAAAACCCGCAGCGUGUUUUGUGUUUCGUUCACGUCUGGGGUUGCUCGCUCCUUAAAUCCUGCCGCGUCCGAAGCUUUUCUUGCCGGGCCUUUUAAUCCCCCGGCUGCCCACGAUCUCCCCGCUGUAGUCCGAGGCUGCUCCGGGGAAGCUCUUCAGGAGCGAAGGGCCGGGACGCGCUCCCGAGCGGGGAUCAGCAUCUCCCGAAGGGGUUCUCGCCAUGGCAGGGUCGGAUGGUGGCUUCUGGUGGGCACCGCCGGGCUCUAGUGGCCGACACAAACACACCCGGCUCCUUUACAGGCAAAAAGUCGCGACACCAAAGCCGCUGACCACUUAAACACUCCGGGGGAAAAGAGGCGACAGUCCUACUGACAGCGGCAUCUCCAGCUUUUGGACCCUACUGCAGUUCCUUUUGGCAACGAAAAGGGGUGAUAAAUCACUUCCUUUUCUCUCUUUUUCUAAAGAACAAGCUAAAUCAAGAUAUAGGUUAACACGUAUUAACUCUGCUCGGCGUAGUGCUUUUCCUUAUGCAUAGAUAAGAGUGCUUUGUUUAAAGGCGAACUGAGAAAUCGGUGUGUGUACUCGAUGGAGGGCAAUUAGCGGUGCCUGUUUGUCCACAGCCUUCAACUACACUUUUUCAGGCUGGCUGAUCUUUGGCUGAGCUUGGUUGUAGAUAAACAAGGUACAGAAUCAGCUUGAGCUACCGUUUUUAAUAACAUAGUUCAUACCAGGCCAAGAGAUGCAACGAUAAAAGCAUGACUCAAGCCCUACCUGCACUACAGCUUAAUUCUUUUCAGUUAUUCCAAUAAAACAAAAAAGCAGCCAUCAGCUGUAACAUGCAUUUCACUUAACUGCCAAAUCUUCCUCUGCAGCUUAACUCUUGCCCAGAAUAUAUGAUCUGCUCUUGCAGUAAGAGACAUUAAGGAUUUUUGUAUUCCAGAGUAAUUGCAGGAAUAGUUUAAGUGGUGAGAGACCAGAGAAUGUUGAGUCAGGUCCGACUGAUGGUGUGAACUUUUUAAAACUUCUGAGAUUAUUAUUUAUGUAAGAUUAUUUAUAAAAGUUUUCAUUUAACAGUAAGAAAUUAUAUAUAUAUAUAUUAAAAAAAAAGGGUUACACCAAUAGACCAGUUCUUUAUUUUCAUUAAAAACCUCACAGCCUUCUCACCCAAAGACCGUGUUCCACUCUUGCAGUGUUCCUGUUGGUGAGAAUUCUGAUGGACAUCAGAAAAUUAGGUUCAGGAGCUGCUCAGUUUGAAAGCAAGCAGAGAAAUGCUGUCUGUGGAUUUGCAGAGGCUGUACAAUUUUCUAUAUGCUAUAACUCUUGAUAAAUGUUACUCCACUGAAUGGGUCUCAGUUGUAACAAACUGCAGUUUAUUUUAAAUGCUGAUUAUAUAAUUUUUUUUUCAUAUUUUAGUCAACCUUGGAAAAUAUUUAAGAACCUAUUUUUAGAGCUAAUAAAACUCUUAAUAAAGCU
This is a messenger RNA of Parus major (Great Tit), 3151 nucleotides long. RefSeq names its product Ras association domain family member 10 (gene RASSF10). Gene Ontology annotation, biological process: signal transduction. The record is from RefSeq and is a predicted model, not a curated record. The transcript has a single exon. NCBI's taxonomy places the organism in Eukaryota, Metazoa, Chordata, Aves, Passeriformes, Paridae. The coding region runs from base 143 to 1492 and encodes 449 amino acids.